Scheffersomyces amazonensis is the source of this 375-nucleotide messenger RNA. RefSeq lists its product as uncharacterized. NCBI's taxonomy places the organism in Eukaryota, Fungi, Ascomycota, Pichiomycetes, Serinales, Debaryomycetaceae. The transcript has a single exon. Bases 1 to 375 code for a protein of 124 amino acids. The record is from RefSeq and is a predicted model, not a curated record.
AUGAACAGAUUAAACGAUAAGAUAAGUCAAUUACGAGAGAUCGCCGAAUCAAACCAAUCGUCCUAUUACGAAUUACAACAGGUAUGGACAGCUAAGACGCAUGAAACCACCGAGAGAGAAUAUACCAUUAAGGCGUUACAAACUCAGAAUCAAUUCUUACAACGGCGAUUUGAUCAACUUCAGAAUACUGCAAAUGAUGCUAAACAACAAUUGGCUCAUGAUUCUGAUAGAAUUGAUUUGAAUGAAGCUCGGAUUAGUGAAUUAACUAAGAAGAUAGAAUCUAUUGAACAGGAGUAUGAUGAACUUCAGCUUAAGUAUAUACAAGUUGAAGAAGAAUUAAGAGCCAUCCAUCAAGUCUUAGAUGGAGCCGUUUAG